AUGUCGUGGCAAACUUACGUUGAUGAGCAUUUGAUGUGUGAUGUUGGAGACGGCCAGGGUCAUCACCUAGCUGCCGCUGCAAUCGUUGGUCAUGACGGUAGCGUUUGGGCUCAGAGCGCCAACUUCCCUCAGUUCAAGGCACAAGAGUUCACUGCUAUAAUGAAAGAUUUCGAUGAACCGGGUCACUUAGCCCCCACAGGGUUAUUUCUAGCUGGAGCCAAGUACAUGGUCAUCCAAGGCGAGCCUGGCGCUGUAAUCCGUGGCAAGAAGGGAGCUGGAGGCAUAACCAUAAAGAAAACAGGUCAAUCAUGUGUGUUUGGGAUCUAUGAAGAGCCCGUGACACCAGGACAGUGCAACAUGGUCGUCGAGAGGUUGGGUGAUUACCUCCUUGAACAGGAUCUCUAA
Molecule: messenger RNA, 405 nt
Organism: Eruca vesicaria subsp. sativa (arugula)
Lineage: Eukaryota; Viridiplantae; Streptophyta; Magnoliopsida; Brassicales; Brassicaceae
Source: the annotation of a GenBank genome assembly